This is a messenger RNA of Closterium sp. NIES-67, 3371 nucleotides long. NCBI's taxonomy places the organism in Eukaryota, Viridiplantae, Streptophyta, Zygnematophyceae, Desmidiales, Closteriaceae. The record is from the annotation of a GenBank genome assembly.
UAUUUGUGAUGAUAGAUCUUGAGAAGAUCUUUCCGACGCAACGAGAAUCCCUUCAAUCGGAGCAAGAACGCGAAAGCUAUGAAGAUUCAAAGUUCAUGAGCUUGCGUUACAAUUGCGGCGGUUACAAAGUGAAGUUGUGGGGUGACUUUAUAUGGAGUUGGGACCUUUGGGGUUGGGGAAAUUUGUCACUCUACUGUAACAGCUGCAAAUUGGUUGGGAACAACCAAGCUAGGUUGGCAAGGGUGGCCAACUUGGAUGGAUUGGUUGGGAAGGGACAAAGGUCAAAGUUGAGGUUCCUAUAGGGAGGGAAUCUUUGUGCUUAUGGGGUUUCCUUGGUUGGGGACUCUCUUGGGACCUUCCCUCUCAUCUCUCUCUUCUAUCCCAACCUUUCUCUUGCUCCUCCAAUUCCUUAAUUUCGGAUUUAUAUUUUGAGUAUUUCUAGCUCCUAAGCACACCUAGACUCCGUCCUUAGUCCUAACAAGUGGUAUCAGAGCGAUAUUAAGGACAUUGAGAGGAGUCUACAGAAGUGUGAAGACCCUUCUAGACCCACCAUGGCCUGUGGGUGUGCCUAAGUGGUGUUCUAAAGGUUGGAUGUGUCUUCCGCUAAGGGGAAACUCUGCCGAAAUUUCGUGGACGCCGACACUUGUGAAAAUAUCGAGGGAGCUGAGUGUGGACAGCAAAGGGGAGCUGAAAUUCGUCAUUUCUCAAGAAGGAGAUGAAUGAGAGAGGAGGAGAUGCUAAUGGAAGAGGAGCUGUAGCUGAGAAGACAACAAGAUCAAUGGACACCUGAGUGGCUAAGGCAGCAGAUUCUGCAGGAGGACUUCCGCAGACGCCAUGUGGGAGGCGGUGCUGCCACUAAGACUGCUGAGGGGUAUGGAGCUGCAAGGCGCGGCAGAGGAAGAGGGGGUUGGAGAGGCCGAGGCCGUGGGAGAAGCUUUGGCAGAGGUAGAGGCCGAGGUGACUAUAAUGAGGGGCAUGGGAGCUCCAGUGGCAGGGGGAGUACCAGAAUGGAGGGCACCUGCUGGUACUGCAAGAAGGUUGGGCAUCCUUGGUUCAAGUGCUUCAGCCGGCCGGAGGGAUGGUCACCUCCAGGCAUGAAGCCGCCAAGUGGUGAACGCGCACAAGGUGGCGCUGUGCAAGGCUCAGGUGCACAAGGUGAAGGUGCACAAGGUAACGCCUAUCCUGGGAUGUAUCUCAUGGUUGAGGAUGUGCAUGGGCAUGAGGGUGAUGUGGGAUCUGUGGGAAAGGUUGUGAUGCACCCUCUCACGCACUGGGUGAUUGAUUCGGGUUGCACCAGUCACAUGACUCCACGGGCAUAUUUGCUUGAUGAGGUAAAACCCCCUGGGAAGAUUAAGUAUGUGGCAGCAGCGUCAGGUGCUUUGCUCCCCGUGAUUGGUGUUGGGAAUGCCAAGGUUAAGGGAGCUAAUGGGGAGCUUGUGGGGCUUGGGAAUGUUCUGCUGGUUGAAGGCUUGUCUGCUAACCUUCUCUCUGUGCGACGACUGCAGAAGAGCAAGGCCGAAGUGACCUUUGGACCAACCAGCUGCCGUGCUAAGCUUGGGAAGAAGAUGCUGUGGAGUCUGGAAGAGGAGACCAGCUGCAUCAAGGACCUGUGGCAGCUGCCCAUCAUCCCAUGGAAUGGGAAGACUCCAACAGCAGCAACGGCAGCAGCGGCAAAGGCAACAGCAGGAGGAGAUGCAACUGCACCAACUGAUGGGGUCCUGGAAGCAGUCAAGAAAGUGCAGCAGCAGCAGACACAUGGUGAGGUGCUUGCUGGUGUGGAUGCGAGUGCGGCAUGGGCUAAGGCUUCAUCAAAGAGUGGAGAGGCCGAUUGGGAGACAUGGCAUGAGAGGCUGUGUCAUGUGAACUUCCCUAUGCUGCAAAAGUUGGUGAAGGAUGGGAGCCUGAAGGGCUUGGAGGUGAAAGGGGGAGUGAAGGAGAUUGGGAGCUGCCCUACAUGCUUGGAGACCAAGUUCUCCAAGUUCCCCUUCAACAGCACUACAGGACCAGCCAAGACCCCACUUGCACUUGUCGCCCUUGUGAAGAACAGGGUGCUGGCUACAGUUGGAGAUAAGGAGUGGAUCCCAUAUGUCAAGUGGUAUGGGAGUGCUCCAGCUGUGAACAUGCUGAGGGCAUUUGGGUGCAUGGUGGUGUUUCAUGUGCCUAAGGAGAAAAGGGGGAAGCUGGAGGCUUCUGGAAGAUGGGGUGUGCACUUGGGGAUUGCAAAGGAUCACAAGGGGUGGCUGCUAUGGGACUUGACCACCCAGAAGUUGACAGUGUCAAGGGAUGUGAAGUUUCUUGAGUCCCUGUACUACAAGGAAUGGAAGCAGCAGCAACAGAAGCUUCCAUCUAUACCGCUCAUUGUGGAGGCACAUGAGGUGCAGCAGUCUUCAAGACAGGUGGAGGUUGCAGUGUCAGAGGAGGAGAUGUCUGGGGUGACUGAGGAAGGGGGAGCAGCUGAAAUUGAGGAAGAUGAGAUCGCUCACUGCUACUGGGCACCAAUCCCUGAGCCCAAGACUCGAGAAGAGGCCUUGAAUGGACCAGAUGGGGAGAAGUGGAAGGCGAGUGAGGAUGAGGAGUUCGGGUCCCUGAUUGAGAACGAGACAUGGGACCUGUGUGACUUGCCUCCUGGAAAGAAGGCAAUCACUUCCAAGAUGAUCUACAGGCACAACCUGUUCCUGCUGCAGGAGAAGGACGAAAUCCUCAUGCUCUUGGUGUAUGUGGAUGAUAUCCUUCUCUUUUCUGCAUCCACUGCUUUGCUGGACAGCGCAGAGCAGAUGCUGGAGAUGCAGUUCAAGUGCUCCAAGAUGGUGGGAUUGGAGUACAGUGGAGUGAGGCAGCGGUUGCAGAGAGGUGCUGCAGAUGUGAAGAGUGGAGAGAUGCUCUUGAGUUGCUAUACUGACGCUAGCUUCAACUCAGUGAAAGCGGAUGGCACCAGCAUUGGGGGUUAUGUGUGCUUGCUAGGAGGUGGUGCUGUGAGCUGGCGCAGCAAGAAGCAAAAUGAGAUGGGAUUGUCUUCAUGUGAGACUGAGUACAUGGCCUUACACCAUGGGGCCAAGGAAGUGGUAUGGCUGAGGCGUUUGUUGGAGGAGUUGGGAGUUGGUCAGGAGGAGCCGACAGUUGUGUUCUGUGACAAUGAGUCCGCAGUGAAGCUGGCCAAGAAUGCUUGUCUGCAUGGGCUGACAAAACACAUAAGGCCUAAGUGGCAUUGGGUGAGGAGACUCCUUGAUAAGGAGGUGCGGCUGGAGAUAGUGAAGACCCAUCAGCAGGCAGCAGAUAUUUUCACUAAGCGUCUGGCGGAGGCGGAUCAUUGGAAGGGCAUGAAGCUUGCUGGGAUGAGUGUGCAUUGAGUAUGCAUGCUUGAGAUGUGGUAU